Molecule: messenger RNA, 639 nt
Organism: Funneliformis caledonium
Lineage: Eukaryota; Fungi; Glomeromycota; Glomeromycetes; Glomerales; Glomeraceae
Source: the annotation of a GenBank genome assembly
AUGCAGUCGACUUCAUUUCGACUGAGCAAAGAGCUCCUUAAUCAAGCCAGGAACCGUCUACUUGAGUUCCAAGAGGAAAAAAUGGAAGCGAACGAGGAUAUGAAGCCAAUCAUUAUCAAGGAAAAUGUUCUCGCGAAGCCUACAUCAAUUAUUGCAGAACUGAGCGAAAGCUUCCUGUUAGCAUUCGUUUGGUCGAUGGGAAAAAUUAUAGCUUACGAAGUACCUCUCACAUCACAUGGAGCAGUAGCAGGCAGAAUUGCACUCUUAAUAUACCAUAUCCAACUCUGGUUGUUGAAGUUGGCAACAGCAAGACAACCCUUAGUUUACAUGAUCUUUCGACAGGCUACUUUUCUAACAAAUACGACCCAUCAAAUUUAUCUUGCGAUCAAAUUAUUUUUCCAUGCGUCAGAAUGGUACGAGGGCAAUGCUCGCAUUGCGCUACCUACAAGAAUUUCUUACGAAUAUCAAUUUGAUAACAUCACUAAUGUUGGGUUUUCAACAACUGAAUGCAACGCCCCUGGUAUUCCGAAUUAUCAAUUGCAUAUUCCUGCCGUUGAACUUUUUAAUGGUGCCUCUGUUGGCAUCCCUGAUGCGGCAGUUUAUGGGUUUUAUUUAGAUUUAUGGAAUUACAAAAUUUAG